AUGGAAAUGGCCCGUCCUCAAUCCACUUAUAACACGUAUAUGUCGAAUGUGUGGAGUAAACCGAAACGUCUUGCACGAUCCGCCUCGUACACAAAUCUCACCUAUAUAAGGGAAGCAGUACACGACUAUCCGAUUCGUCGCUCUUCAUCCGUUUCCUCACUUGCACCAUCCUUAGCACUUCCACAGCACUACAGACAAGCUGAACGCUUCCUGCCGUCAUCUACCGUUUACAAGCCGAACAUUUAUGACUGGUACAAUAAACCAUACAGUGUCGCCAAAUGGAUCGAUACUCACCGGUCACUCACGAAGCCGCUCUAUCGUAAAUCCGCUUAUGAGCCACUUCCGUACAGUUCUCAUGUACCCUACUAUCAACUUCAAACGCAAAGGAUCUUCAAUAAUCAGCGUCUAGAAAACCAGCGCUCAUAUAUAUCCGGCUCACAGAGAUAUUUGGAUAACUACGUAUCGGCUAGAUUAAAGGCUGACGAUUUUGCACAACAAUACGCCUACACUGCCUAUGAGUGGAGAGUUCCUCAAGUACGUCUCAUGUUUUUUUUUCUUUCAUUUAAACGAGACUGCUUAGCCGUUUUGUUUACAUUCUCAAUUCAUAUCUUGUGA
This is a messenger RNA of Anisakis simplex (herring worm), 615 nucleotides long. The record is from the annotation of a GenBank genome assembly. NCBI's taxonomy places the organism in Eukaryota, Metazoa, Nematoda, Chromadorea, Rhabditida, Anisakidae.